Diabrotica virgifera virgifera (western corn rootworm) is the source of this 996-nucleotide messenger RNA. Its product is annotated as piggyBac transposable element-derived protein 1-like. NCBI's taxonomy places the organism in Eukaryota, Metazoa, Arthropoda, Insecta, Coleoptera, Chrysomelidae. Bases 1 to 996 code for a protein of 331 amino acids. The transcript has 2 exons. The record is from RefSeq and is a predicted model, not a curated record.
AUGCAAAAAAAAAAUAAUGAUACAGUGAACAAAACUGGUAACAAGGGUUUUUUUUCAGGAACAACUAGAAAAGUUGACCUGGCGAGACUGGCUGCUCAUCCAGAUGAAAUCUACGAACUGCUGGAUGAAAUUGAUUCCGAUUUGAAAAUUGAACUCGGAGAUAAUGAUGACGAUUGGGUACCGUCUGAAGAGGAGAAUUUGUCUGUACAAGAUGAUGAGAUUGAAGAAAGUGAUAAAUCUGAUGAAAGUGAAGACGAAAAUGCUUCUGCAGUUUCCAGUACUGUACAAAAUCUCCAAAAAUCAUCAAUGCUAAAUUGGGGUAGAACUAAUCCAUUUAAAAAUGAAAAUAUACCUGAAACAAUACUUCCAGAUCCCACUGAAGUUUUAACACCAUGGUGUUACUUUGAAAAGUAUUUAGGAAACUCAUUUUUUCAACUGUGUGCAGAACGUACUGCACAAUUUUAUUUACAAAAACACGGAAGGGAACUUAAACCCAAAGUAACUCCUGAAGAAAUAAAAAAAAUUUUUGGGAUCCAUGCAGUGAUGGGUUGUUUAAAAUUCCCUCGAAUUCAUUUAUAUUGGAGCAGUCGCUUUAAACUUCCUGUAAUUGCGGAUGCAAUUCCAAGAGAUAGGUUGUACCUCUUGAGAGUCAAUCUUCAUAUUGUGGAUGUAUGCACGGUAACAGAAGAGAUUAAAAAAAAUAAUCGUCUGUGGAGAGUUCAGCCAAUGAUCGAUUUAGUCAGAAGCCGAUGUCGGGAAUUAAAGAAAGAAUCUGAAGCUGAAUUCUCAAUAGACGAACAGAUGAUUCCGUUUCUUGGUCGAUGUGCUUUUCGGCAAUAUGUAAAAAAUAAACUAAGACCUGUGGGUUUAAAAAAUUUCGUUUUAUCAAAAAGUGAUGGUACUGUCCUAGAUUUUGAAAUAUAUCAAGGAACAAGUACCAAUUUACGAAAUAAAGAACUGGGACUCGGACCUUGUGGCAUCUUGGUUCAUGCUUGA